GCUCGCGGAAACACAGUAAACAUGGGGCUUCAAUCGGGAAAUACAGUGAAACCAAAAUCGACUCGCCCAGUGAGUGAAACAAGAAAGAUCCGGAAGCCGCUGAUGGAACGCAAGAGACGCGAGAGAAUCAACACGAGCCUCAAUGACCUGGCAGCGCUUCUGACGGAGGCCAACCUGGUCAAGGGAGAAACCGGCAAACCGAGUAAACUCGAAAAGGCAGACAUCCUUGAGCUAACGGUAAAACACCUGAAGGAAUUAAAGGACAAGGGGGGCACGUGUCACGCGAGCACUUCUUCGGGAGCAAGGAAAACUGGGACAGAAACUGCCACUGUACCAGAAAAGGCCUGUGACAGUGGUGAGGACACGUCCAGUGACAACGCAAGCAAUCAACACAAUGAACUUUGCGAAGACAAACAAAAAGUAGAAAACAGAGCAAACGAGGCAAUAAGUGACGAAGAACGAGAUGAAUUUGCGCGUGCGACGUGUUCAUUGCCUUGUGCAGGUUCAGUUAAAUCCAGUUCCAACGUGAGUGAAAAUAUCAGUUCCCAGGAUGAAACAUUGGCCUCUUUAUUAGAAGAGAGGAACAACCGUAAUUCGUCAAGCUCUGCUCCGUCUUCAUCGAAAGGGAGCGUCAACAACGAAAACUACGUGUUGGGAUUCAAGAAAUGCAUGAGCGCUAUCGAAAAGAUCAUGACUGCCAAACAAGAUCAUGAGAACUGCCAUCAAGAAACCAUCCGUCCGAAACUCUUGAACCACCUGAAGAAUUUUCUGAAAUCCAUAGAUAUCGAUCUGAAGACGUCAGUCACUUCAUCCAAAACAAGUCUCGAUAAAUUAUCAGUAAAUGGUACCGAACCUAGUUCCAAAGUAGCCGAUGUAUCUUCAACUACAAGUGAAGGCGAUCAAUCUAGCAAUGUGCCCAUGUCCAAUUUGACUCUAGUUCCAACAAGAUUACCCGGGGGUAACCUAGCUUUCGUGGUGCAAGGGGGACCUGAUGCCACUGUACUGAUACAAUCCGCUGAAAUGAUGCUUCAAAACCCCGAGACGAAAGAAGAAAAGUUCGCUCAAAAAAGGCCAACUGAGGGGAAAGGCAAGAUAAAAUCAGAAGACGCAUUACUAUCAGAUGAUGUAAUCAAAACGCGAAAAAAGGAAGAAAUCCGUUCGAUCAAAGUUGAAAGCGGCAACUACAAUUCACAAAUACAAAAUAAAGAAACACCCCCGAAACAAUUUCCUUCUCAGCUUCCAAAUACAUCUCAAGUAUUCCAACAAAAUACAGUUACAAAAGCAAACUUCACCGCGCAGUCAGCACCCACUUCUCUAAGACCAAUGACCCCAGCCAAGCCUCCUCCAAAGGUGUCUCAAACGCCAUCUGAAAGUUCACUUGAAAGCAAAAGCCACGACCAGUUUAACGUUCAGUUCACAUCUCUAACACCAACAGUUAGACCUAACACUCGAAAAUCUCUGUCGUCUCCUCCGCCAUCGACAUCUCGAGAAUAUUUCAUGAACAAGCGGGCCUUCCAUGUCUCUUGUGCAACGACGACUGUUCAUCCUUCACAACCUGUGGAUUUGGAUAGGAGUAGCGGCCAAUUAGCGAGCACUUCGUAUCCCCAGCACAACGAAACUGCAACCAUUCCCGCUACAUCAUCAACGUUCGCUAUUAACAUCACGCAUAACCAAUCUGGAACUGCAUUUACGCCGGUGAAGGAAAGCACAUCUUUCCAUUUUCACCUUCCAGUUACCCCCCAAACGCCAAACUCAGAAAACUGCAAUCAACAAAUGCAGCCCUCGUCCUUAACCUCUCCUUUGUCUAGGCUUUGCCCAAACAGUCUCGUACUCUCCACGCCAACGGCAUCAACAUCUAGUCAUCCCCUUUACACAGACCAACUGCAAUUUCUCACACCUCCUCCAACACCGAUAGAACAUGCAAGUCUAAGAAAGGCAUCUAUGAGUAUGUAUCAAGAGGAAAGCGAAUCCCUUAUUGUUUGUCAUCCACCAAUACCACAGCAUUUGAAUGCGUCUACUUCUUCUCAAGCAAUACUGCAGCCUCCAAAAAGCUCGGUUUCAAAUUCAUACAAGGGCAGAGCAAAAACCAUGGAAGAAAAGAAUGCACAAGAAAGGCCGAAUGACAGAAGAGAUAAUGACGAAAACCCUUUCAUGGUAGAAGAGAGAAGAAACCAUCAAGACAACGAGUUACCGUUUGACUUAUCUCUUAGAAGAAUGUGGCGGCCGUGGUAAACAACAACGUUUAAAUAGCGAAAUACUGUAGCGCUGUGAUUCAUUCAAACAUUACUCUUACUUUCUCCAACUACUGCGUCAUAUCUGAUAGUUUCAGAAGUGUAAAGGUCAGACAAUAACUGCAACUUGAAUAUUUCUAUUAAACACGGUAAACAGUGCAUUCAAGGUUCAUUGAAAAUUGUUCAUCGAUACAUCAACACAUACCUAUGAUUAACACUUAACUUUGCCGCAAAUGCAGUAUAAACCCUUAUUAACCCACAAAACCAAUUGAGUGGUAUUCGUGAGCCAAGUGUUUUGAACAAAAUGAAAAUUUAAAAUGGCAUCCCAAUGACAUAAGGAAAUCGUGAUAACAUUGACGAUGAAAUGCGUUGUGACUGUUAUUGAGUGUUCUUUGUUUAGUGUCCAGCUUCAAAGAAAUAAAGUGCCCUAAUGGAAUUACAAGUGUUGUGAAAAUCUGUGCAAUGGUGGGGCAUGUUUAUAUAAAGAAGCUAUUUGUUCAUUAAAAUUAUGGCUCCUUAAGUAUUCUGUCAGAUGAUAAAUAGUAUUUUAUUAUCAUUUCCUUACUGUCUUCUGAUAUGUCUUCCUUCACCUGUCAAAUGAAAUAUAUAUGAAUUUUAAGCUGUGAUCAUUUUCAGUCAAACAAUUUCGGUCAUUCCAAAGCAUCUCAUGGCAUCUUUAGGGACUUUCAGAGAGGAAGGAACAAUUUCACAAUUCUCCAAGCCUG
This is a messenger RNA of Macrobrachium nipponense, 2956 nucleotides long. Its product is annotated as mucin-3A-like. Gene Ontology annotation, molecular function: RNA polymerase II cis-regulatory region sequence-specific DNA binding; DNA-binding transcription factor activity, RNA polymerase II-specific; protein dimerization activity. The transcript is spliced from 2 exons. Gene Ontology annotation, biological process: anterior/posterior pattern specification; regulation of transcription by RNA polymerase II; regulation of neurogenesis. NCBI's taxonomy places the organism in Eukaryota, Metazoa, Arthropoda, Malacostraca, Decapoda, Palaemonidae. Bases 22 to 2232 code for a protein of 736 amino acids. Gene Ontology annotation, cellular component: nucleus. The record is from RefSeq and is a predicted model, not a curated record.